AAGAGACGGACAGGAUUCUUUGACAAGAACAGAAGAUCUCAGCAUGACUUCAGAGGUCACUUAUGCUGAAGUGAAGUUUAAUAAACCCAAGUCCUCAGGCACCAAAUCAGAGCCUCCUGCAGCUCCCAAAGAGACCAACCUUCACCAAAGUGGCCAUAGUUUUUCCAAGCUACUUCUUACAUCAUUGCUGAUACUUCUGCUACUAUUGGCAAUCUCAUUUUUGAUCGCUUUUAUCUUUUUUUUUCAAAAAUGUUCUUAUGUUCAUAAAGAAGAAAAGGCUGCACAAGAACUCACUCACACAGAAUUGGAAUGUGUGAAAGAAAAUUCGACCCCAGAAGGGAAAGAUUGGAGCUGCUGCCCAAAGAGUUGGGGGCCAUUUAGUUCUAACUGCUAUUUUAUUUCUAAUGGAGCUAAGUUUUGGAAUGAUAGUGAGAAGGAAUGCUUAAGAAUGAACGCUCACCUGCUGGUGAUCAACACCAAAGCUGAGCAGGAUUUCAUCACCCAGAAACUGGAAACUCGCUAUGCUUAUUAUAUGGGCCUGUCAGACAAGACAUUGCCAAUGGGAGAAAGACACUGGCAAUGGGUUGAUCAGACACCAUACAAUGAAAGUGCCACAUUCUGGCAUCGAGGUGAACCCAACAAUCCUAAUGAGCAUUGUGUUAUGCUAAAUGCUGUUUCAAAAAAAUGGGGCUGGAAUGAUAGUCCUUGUAAUGAGCGUCACAAGUUUAUUUGCAAGAUGAUGAAGAUCUACUUGUAAAAUGGAACAUUCUCCAUGACCAUGAGGUUGAAUCGGUAUCCUAUAUCAUAGAGAUAGCUAAUAUAUUCUUGUUAUUCAUAUGUCUUGUUUAAGGAUCUUAAUAGAAUUUUCCAGAAGGUUGUGCACACAUUCAUUCAUUUAUUCAUUCAUGAAAUUUAAAGGGAGCAAAAUUUGCCACUCCCAAAUGUCUUUUUGGCAUGUGUAUUAUUUCGAGCUGAAAAUAUUAGUCAGUGCUAGA
Budorcas taxicolor (takin) is the source of this 995-nucleotide messenger RNA. It is a transcript of the gene CLEC4A, whose product is annotated as C-type lectin domain family 4 member A. The transcript has 6 exons. The record is from RefSeq and is a predicted model, not a curated record. NCBI's taxonomy places the organism in Eukaryota, Metazoa, Chordata, Mammalia, Artiodactyla, Bovidae. Bases 44 to 757 code for a protein of 237 amino acids.